Molecule: messenger RNA, 1386 nt
Organism: Stegastes partitus (bicolor damselfish)
Lineage: Eukaryota; Metazoa; Chordata; Actinopteri; Pomacentridae
Gene: cgrrf1
Product: cell growth regulator with ring finger domain 1
Exons: 6
Coding region: 116-1096 (326 amino acids)
Biological process (GO): negative regulation of cell growth
Source: RefSeq, a predicted model, not a curated record
CUAGUUGAGCAGUUCCUGGAAUGGCUGUCACGGAAAGUGUUUACUUGUACUUUAUUAUUAUUAUUAUUUUCAUUUUUAAAUAAAAUGGCUUAUUUUGCGAUAUGCAUGUUAUGAAAUGGCAGCGGGUUUUCUAGUCACGUUAUAUGAGUACUCGCCACUGUUUUACAUUGGUGUGGUUUCUUUAUGUUUCGUAAUAACCGCCGCCAUGGUGCUCGGCUGGUUUGGCUUUGAUGUCCCUGUGAUUCUUCGCAGCUAUGAGGAGACAGAGACGAUCAUACUAACACCUGAGAGACAAAUGGUUCAGGUGACCAAUCCCUUCACCUUGGUGUUGGGAUCUGGGCCAGCAUGUGUCAUUGGUGGUGUGUCAUUGAGGCCUUGCUGUCUAGAGCCCUGUAUCCUGAGCUGUUUCUGGGGCUGUGAGGUCAAUGCCCUGCAGGGAGCGCUGCAGGCCCACCAGCACGGCCCGAGGCUUAGUACUCCCAAACAUUUCCAGGAAGCACUACACCUCAAGUACAAACACUACCAGGUGUUCCAUAUCAGCAGGGAAAACAGAGAAGAACACUAUACACAGCUUCCUGCUGAUCAGGGCAUCACAGAUUUUGGGCCGCUGCCAAGAGAACGCUACCCUCUUGUGGCUGUACUAACUAUGGCAGAGGCAGAAGCCAGACGCACAUACAAUAUUGUGGCAAGUGUGACAGUUAUUCAUGUUCCUGAUGAAAAAUACAACCUUUCUGCACGAAUCCUCUUUCAGUACCUUCUCACUUCACAAGGGAACAUGUACGAGUUAAAGCCUCUCUUCAUGUCAGCUGACAGUGGGGAUAUGUCUGGCCCUCGUGAGUCAGACCAACCUAGUGAACCAAAUGAGGAAGCCAGCAGUGUGGAGCAGAGUCCAGUACUGGAGGAGGAGAACUGGGCAGAGGGGAUGGGCAGAGACUGUGUAGUCUGUCAGAAUGCAGAGGUAAACAGGGUGCUUCUGCCAUGCAGACACGCAUGUGUGUGUAACAACUGUGUGUCACACUUCCAGCACUGCCCCAUCUGCAGAGCCUUUGUCUUGGAGUCCUUUGCCCUGACACAAAUACCAGCAGUGGAGCAAUGACUCCAUAUUGAACCUAUGACUGUGAUGUAAGACAUACUACAAUACUGCUAAUCCAUUAUACUGCCUCCAGUAUUAAUAAAACUUCCACGCAAAAAUGCAGAAAUUGUCUCUUCCAACUGCAUGUUGACCAGGAUUUUGUUGUGUUAAUGAAAAUGUACCAUCUUUUUGGUAGUAAAAUCUCUGCAAUGUUGUUAAGUUAAAAGCCCACGAAUAGAAUAUUUUAUGUCGUUCUUGAAUGCACCCAUUAAAAAGUAAGUGAACUCUUGGAUUUUAAAACUGGGUGAACCUCA